AUGACAAUCACCGAUCUACGCGAAGGGUUUAAAAAUAUUGCUAUUAAUUAUCAGAAAGAUACUAAAAAGGAUAUUGAAAUUUUUGAAAAAAAGAUAGAAGAUGUCCGGAAUGAGUUGGUGAAAAUGGAUGAAGCUGAUAUUGAGAAGCUUGUACGAGAAAAAUUCUCUUUUUUGAAAAAAUCACUCAUUGAAAAAUCCGAUAAAAUGGAGGAAUAUGUCAUCAGCAACUUGCCCAAAAAACCAGAGAAAGUCCCUAACGAAUCGUUUAAGGAAUCUGUAAAAAAAAAUGAAGCUUAUACGGAGAAAUUCAAUGCGUACAAAGAAUUUGUUUCCUGGAGCAUGAACAUAAUCGAUAAACUCAAUAAAUGGUUUGAAGAACUAUUUAAUGAAAUUAUCGCAUUUUUCAAGAGCUUGUGGAACUGGAUUAAGGCUAAAGUUCAAGAUAUCACUACAAAUGUUCGAAAAUUCGUUGUAACGAUCGCCAACAAGCUUGGUCAAUUAUGCGACUAUCUUUUUGGAAAAAAUAAAUAG
Molecule: messenger RNA, 531 nt
Organism: Funneliformis mosseae
Lineage: Eukaryota; Fungi; Glomeromycota; Glomeromycetes; Glomerales; Glomeraceae
Source: the annotation of a GenBank genome assembly